UAUAUUUGUUGAUGUAGGAAGAGUGCGAACACUUGAGCUCUUGACGUGUGACUUUGCCAACUCGACAGGCCUUUUAUGUUCAUAUUUUGUGUUCAACAGCACUUGUGCCUUUGAUAUUUGAAAAGCAGAUGUUGUAUGGAAUGACAGUGUCACAGGAUGAAGUGUCAAUGGCGCUCGUUUGGAUACAAAUCAAAAGUAGUGGUGCUCUGCUCUAUUGCCAAUUUCAUCAAUGCAGCAGAUAGAGUUUUAAUGCCCCUUGCCAUUGUUCCCAUGGCAAUUGAAUAUAAAUGGAGCUUGUAUUGGCAAGGAUGGAUCCUAUCAGGAUUUGCUUUUGGUUAUUUUACUAGCCAGAUCAUGGGGGCAAUUGCAGUCAAUAAUUAUGGUGGGCGAAGAGUUCUUUGCUUUGCAGUAUUGUUAUGGUCCCUCUCUACUGCAGCCACACCAUUGGCUGCUCCACAUCUUCCUGCCCUCAUCUGUACGAGAGUUAUUUUAGGACUUGGUGAAGGCCUUGGUUUGCCUACAAUAUUUCAACUCUUUGCUCAACACAUCCCAGCUGAGGAGCGUAGUCGAGCCUUUGGGUACAUGGUUGCUGCUGGCUCUAUAGGCCAGACUGUUGCAUCAUUGUUUGUUCCUCACUUGGACUGGCGUGUAAGUUUUGAAUUGUUUGGCCUUGUUGGUCUAGUAUGGGUGGUUUGUUGGCUGCUGACCUACCAUGAUCCACCCAUUUUAUCAGAUGAAGAGGGACAACAGCUAAUUGAACAAGAAAAAACGUGUGUGUCUUGGGUAGAGUGGAUAAGCCAUUGGUCAUUGUGGUCAAUCUAUAUUGCUCAUUUCGCUAUGAACUGGAGCAACUACAUCAUCAUGCAGUGGCUGCCGACAUACCUAUCACGGACGCUGGGAGCAAACAAAGAGAGCAUGAGUCUCACUGCAGUGCCUUAUAUCAUCAACUCUCUUUUUGGUGUUGCCUGGGGUCACAUUGCUGAUCAGCUGAUAUCAGUGGGGUGGCCAGUAAUAAGGGUGCGCCGUUUAAUGACACUCUUCGGUCUUAUGGGACCUGGACUUUGCCUCACCCUAUUUCCAGAAGUUUCAAACUUGGUUGUUGCAGUUUUAGUGAUAUCCAUGGCAAUGGGCUUGUGUGCUGCCAAUUCCUCGGGUCAUCUUAGUAAUCAUGCAGAUGUUGCACCCAAUCAUGCUGGUAUAACAUUUGCUAUAUCAAAUACAAUUGCGACGAUUCCUGGCAUUCUGUGUGGUCCAUUAACAGCAGAGCUGGUGGUGGCAUCACAUGGGCGUUGGUUUCCAGUCUUCUUUCUGGCAGGGACCAUCAACUUUACUGCUUCAAUGAUAUAUCAUACUCAGAGUUCUGCAAAACCUGUUCUAUGACACAGGAAGAAUAUAAUAUGAGAGAUUUGUAUACAGAUUUUAAUGGUUGACACAAACUUGACAAUAGAUUAUUGACCUUAGUGCAUAGUUUUGUGUUUAACAUUUUUGGAAGACCUGUGGUUAAUCCGAUAUACUGUAUACUGCAGUAGAUACAUACAACUUGAAAUACAGAAGAAUACUUCUGUACAUACAUACUGUUAAUGUUCUUCCAUAUCUAUAGUAUAUACCUGUACAGUAAAUUAUCUUGAUAUAUUUUUAGUAAUGAACACUUUUCUAUCAAGGAAGGUAACUCCUGUUGUAUAAAUAAAUAUGGAGCUGCAGCCCUUGGAGGCUGAGCUUGAUAACCUGUUGAUCAAACCAUGACAAGAGGUAGCCAAUACAAUAUAAUUACUAGGUGAAUCUCUAAAUUGUUGAUUUAUGAAAGCAAAGGGAAACUUGUAGGCCACAGUUGCCCUUUAGCAGGACUAAUUUCCUGCAAAUGUACAUUAAUAAGAAUAAUGGAUGAGUUUUUUUUUUAACAGUUUUAUCUUUUAUCUUUAAUGCAUUCUUUAUCUCGGUCCAAUAUUUAUUUUCUGUCUUAUGAUAGUUAAUGUAUUGAUAAUACUAAAGGCUAUAUUUACUA
This is a messenger RNA of Procambarus clarkii (red swamp crayfish), 2002 nucleotides long. RefSeq lists its product as uncharacterized. The record is from RefSeq and is a predicted model, not a curated record. Lineage: Eukaryota; Metazoa; Arthropoda; Malacostraca; Decapoda; Cambaridae. Gene Ontology annotation, molecular function: transmembrane transporter activity. Gene Ontology annotation, cellular component: membrane. Gene Ontology annotation, biological process: monoatomic anion transport; transmembrane transport.